UCUCUGGCAAAUACCGCACGUUCGAGUCGAAGUUCAACGGUAACCCGGAGAGGCGGAGUCGGCAGAGCUCGAACUCGUUCCUUUAGCGUUCUGGAGACAAUCGAAAGUCAAGUCAAAAUGGCACCAUAUACCAUUCUGUUUGCGUUGCUAUGCAACCAUAUUGCACAUGCGCACUGGAGUCCUGCCGCCCAUGAAAUCAUAGACAUGACGUACGUGAUGUCAGAGGACUCCCUAGUUUGGCCUGGGUUUAACAUGAAGUUUCAUUAUACACGUAUUAGAAGGGACCAGUGGAAGUACGGUGCAGGUUGGCUAGAGGACAAUGACAUAUGCCGACCAGAACAUCAGGGCACCCACUUGGACGCGCCUGCGCACUUUGCUCGCGGAAAAUGGCACGUGCAGGACAUUCCUCCUUACAGGUUUUUUGGUCCGGCAAUAAAGGUCGACAUUUCUGCCAAAGCGGCACUCAACCGCGACUAUAACCUUGAGGUAAAAGAUGUAGAAAACUGGGAACGCGCCAACGGCAAAAUACCAGACGGUGCCAUCUUGUUCGUAUACACGGGUUGGGGAAAAUAUCACACCAACAGUUCAGCAUAUUACGGUUAUGAUGGGGCAGGUGAUUGGAAAAACGAUCUGCACUUUCCCUCGGUAUCACAGAGCGCCGCCAAAUGGCUAGCAGAGAACAGGAAAAUCUCAGCCGUCGGAGUUGAUAGUCCUUCAAUAGGACCAAGCAGUUCUUAUAUGGCCCACGUUCCACUCCAUGAAAAGAACAUCUUUAACGCAGAGAGUGUAGCAAACUUAGAUAAACUUCCAACCAAAGGAUAUUCAGUUGCUAUGCUACCGGUCAAUAUAAAGGACGGCAGCGGCGCCCCCUUGCGGAUCAUUGCAUUCAAAACAGUCCAAAUAUCUCCCGGUCCUGAAGACGUUGUUGAUCUUACGUAUCCCCUUGGAAACAACACGGUGAUGUGGCCGGGUAGGGCCAGCUUUAAACUACUUCCGGUACAGAAAGGAUAUAUGAAAAUAGGCAACAAUUCUGUGUGGGUGGAUUUUAACAAUUUUUGUAGUCCAGAGCAUGCUGGGACCCAUUUAGAUGCGCCUGCACACUUCAUCAAAGGUUCGUGGCGAAUCCAUCAAAUUCCGGCCCACACCCUCAUUGGUCCGGCCAUUCGAGUGGAUAUUUCCAAAAAAGCCGCAAACAACCCGGACGCCGUGUUGACUGUUCAAGACCUCCAUGAUUGGGAAUAUGAGAACGGUCGGAUACCAGACAAUGCCAUGGUAUUUUUGUACAGUGGAUGGGGGAAAUACGUAGAUGAUUAUGAGAAGUACCUCGGAACUGCUAACCGCACCCACUGGGAAAAUGAUCAAGGACAGUCUCUCCUUCAUGUCCCCGGUUUUUCAGGAGAGGCAGCUGAGUGGUUGGUAAACAAUCGAAAAAUCAUCGGAGUCGGAAGUGACACAAUCAGUUAUGAUGCAGGGCAGACGACAUCUUUCCCGGCCCACGUGACUUUUCUCCGCGCCAAGCGGCUCGCGUUAGAGAUUGUGGCUAAUCUCGACAAGCUUCCGCCAUCUGGAUAUACCGCAUUUGUUUUUCAUAUGCUUCAUGUUGACGGGAGUGGAGCACCAACGAGGCUGGUUGCCGUGAAAAACUCAGCAAUUAGUUUUAACUCGGAUGAAGUAGCUUCAGAUGGCCCUAUGUCACGUCCUCUUUUUGCUAUAUUGCUUUUGCCCUCAUUUUGUGUCCUUAUUGUCUUGUUGUAAGUCAUUGCAAAAUUUAAGCAUGCAUGAAAAAAACUGUCAUAAAUGCAGGCAGGUA
Molecule: messenger RNA, 1810 nt
Organism: Lingula anatina
Lineage: Eukaryota; Metazoa; Brachiopoda; Lingulata; Lingulida; Lingulidae
Molecular function (GO): arylformamidase activity
Source: RefSeq, a predicted model, not a curated record